AUGCCUGGACCAAGUGAUACAACAAUAGCUCACAACGAGAGUCUUUUUGCAACAUCUUUGGCAACUGGUAUAAGGGAAUUCCGGACGGGUGUGGAUCGGUGGUCUCAUUGGCAAGAGGUGUUGGAUUCUCAUUUUGUGGAAGCAGCAAUAGAAGAAGACCGCAUAAAAACGUCAACGUUGUUGAAGGCGGUCGGUCUUGAGGCAUAUGGUUUGUUAAGGGAACUGUGUUUCCCUGAUUUACCUGCCAAGAAGAAGUAUAAUGAAUUAUGUGGCAUGUUAAAUCAAUAUUAUUCACCCCCAGUGAUCAUUUUUCGAGAGCGUAGAAAUUUUUUUGACGCCAAAAAGAAGAGUGAUGAAUCAGUAGCAGUGUGGUAUGCACGUCUUAAAAAAUUGGCAAUGGAGUGUAAAUUCGGAUCACAGCUACAACAGUUUGUUUUAAAUAAAUUUGUAACUGGAUGUGAGGGCAAAAUUUUUGAGAGACUCUGUGAAGAGGACGAAGGCCUAACGUUGGAAGUCGCAUUAAAAAAAGCGUUGACUAUUGAGGCGAAGCUGUAUUCACAAAGAGAAACAAAUGAAGAGGUGUACUAUAUACAAAAGAAUAAUACAAAUACUGAACGGGGAAGCAAAAAGUAUAACACCAACAAGAAUAAAGAAGAAGCGGCUGGUAGCAGUAAAUACAACAAACAGUUUAAUGUGCAUGAGAAUAACGGCAAUAAGAAGAAAAAGAAGAAGUUUAUUCAUUGCGGAUGGAAGAAUCACGCUAGCGACAAAUGCAAAUAUAAAAACAGUAUUUGUCAUAAGUGCAACAAAGUUGGACAUUUAGCAAGUAAUAAUGUUGAUGACGAUAAUGCUUUUUCUAUUUAUAGUGUAACGGAUGAAUGUUCUGCUCCAUUUCAAGUAUCAGUUGAAGUAAAUAAAGUAAUGAUCAAUUUUGUUUUGGAUACUGGGGCUGCUUGUUCGUUGAUAUCCAGUGAAACUUUUCAUAAAUUUUUUAAGGAACAGAAAUUAAAGCCAUGCGGUAAGAAAUUGUGUGCUUACGGUGGAGAUGUCAUAGAUGUUAUUGGACGUGAUUUUAUGUCGAUGUUUGAUAUCGCCCUCUCAAAUGUCAAUUUAAUAACGGACAUAAAUGAGUGUGUACUAAGUAUAAAAAAACGGUUUCAAAAUGUUUUCAAAGAAGAGUUAGGUUUAUAUACAGGUGGCACAGUAAAGUUAAAUUUAAUGGGAAACGUUAAACCUAUUUUUUGUAAACCUAGACCGGUUCCGUUUGCGUGGCGUUCAAAAAUCGAAAUACAAUUGCAAGGCUUAGUUGAAAAAGGUGUAUUGGUACACGUAGAUAAUUCAGAGUGGGGCACACCUCUGGUACCCAUUAUUAAACCAAAUGGUCAGAUCCGUAUUUGUGGGGACUAUAAGUCUACCAUUAACAAGUAUUUAGAAGAUGUUAAAUAUCCUCUUCCGUUGAUUGACGAGUUGUUUGCUUCUCUUCGUGGAGAGCUUUUCACGAAAUUAGAUCUUUCAAACGCUUAUAAUCAAUUGGCUUUAGAUGAAGAUUCUCAGUUGUUAUGCGCAUGGAGUACCCAUUUGGGUAUAUUCAAAAUGACUCGCUUGCCAUUUGGGGUUAAACCCGCAGCGGCUAUUUUUCAGAAAACAUCUGAGAAUAUUUUACGUGGCAUUCCAAACGUAGUUAACUAUUUGGAUGAUAUUAUCAUCACCGGUCGUAAUUUUGAGGACCAUGUUAAAACUAUUGAGUUGGUAUUAAGUAAACUAUCAUCAGUUGGUUUGAGACUUAAUAGUGACAAAUGUGCAUUUUUCAAAGAUAAGGUAUCAUAUUUAGGCUUCAACAUUGACCGUUUCGGUUUAAGUAUGAAUAAAGAUCGUAUUUCAUCAGUACUGGAUGCGCCAGUCCCUAAAAAUGUAUCGGAGAUGUCACCUCUUUAUGAACUUUUAAGAAAAGAUGUAGAAUUCAAAUGGUCGAAAUCUUUUCAAAAGGCAUUUGAAAUGUUAACAAGUUAG
Molecule: messenger RNA, 2010 nt
Organism: Lucilia sericata (common green bottle fly)
Lineage: Eukaryota; Metazoa; Arthropoda; Insecta; Diptera; Calliphoridae
Exons: 4
Coding region: 1-2010 (669 amino acids)
Source: RefSeq, a predicted model, not a curated record